Molecule: messenger RNA, 3551 nt
Organism: Myotis myotis
Lineage: Eukaryota; Metazoa; Chordata; Mammalia; Chiroptera; Vespertilionidae
Gene: SALL2
Product: spalt like transcription factor 2
Exons: 2
Coding region: 89-3097 (1002 amino acids)
Biological process (GO): regulation of transcription by RNA polymerase II
Cellular component (GO): nucleus
Molecular function (GO): RNA polymerase II cis-regulatory region sequence-specific DNA binding; DNA-binding transcription factor activity, RNA polymerase II-specific
Source: RefSeq, a predicted model, not a curated record
GCCGCAGCCCCAGUGGCCACCGCCACCUCCCCCAAUCCCCAUCCCCAUUGUCUCCCACUCCACCCAGCCCUCCACCUCCCCCACAACCAUGGCGCACGAAGCCGGGAGAAGCUCCCUUCUCAGGGGGCCCUGCGGGGAGCCGGCGGAGCCCGGAGGUGAUGCUAGCGAGGAGGACCACCCCCAAGUCUGUGCCAAGUGCUGCGCACAAUUCACUAACCCGACUGAAUUCCUCGCUCACCAGAAUGCAUGUUCUACUGAACCCCCUGUAAUGGUGAUCAUCGGAGGCCAGGAGAACCCCAACAACUCUUCUGAACCCCGGCCUGAGGGCCACAAUAGUCCCCAGGUCAUGGAGGUGGAGCACAGCAACCCCCCGGAUCCUGGGUCCUCUGUGCCCACAGAUCCCACCUGGGGGGCAGAGAGGAGAGGAGAGGAGUCUGCAGGGCAUUUCCUAGUCGCUGGCACAGGUACAGCAGCCGGGGGAGGAGGAGGCCUGAUCCUGGCCAGUCCCAAGCUGGGAGCAACCCCAUUACCUCCAGAGUCCACCCCUGUGCCACCUCCUCCACCUCCACCGCCCCCACCGCAGCCCCCAGGCGUGGGCAGUGGCCACUUGAACAUCCCUCUGAUCCUGGAGGAGCUGCGAGUGCUGCAGCAGCGCCAGAUCCACCAGAUGCAGAUGACCGAGCAGAUCUGCAGGCAGGUACUCCUGCUCGGCUCCCUAGGCCAGACGGUGGGCGCCCCUGGCAGUCCCUCAGAGUUACCUGGGACAGGGACUGCCACCUCCACCAAGCCCCUGCUUCCACUCUUCAGCCCCAUCAAGCCUGUCCAAACUAGCAAGACACUGGCAUCUUCCUCCUCCACCUCCUCCUCCUCAGGGGCAGAAACGCCCAAACAGGCUUUCUUCCACCUUUACCAUCCGCUGGGGUCACAGCACCCUUUUUCUGCUGGAGGGGUUGGGCGAAGCCACAAACCCCCACCUGCCCCCUCCCCAGCCCUGCCAGGCAGCACAGAUCAGCUGAUUGCCUCGCCUCAUCUGGCAUUCCCAGGCACCACGGGAUUACUGGCAGCACAGUGUCUUGGGGCAGCCCGAGGCCUGGAGGCCACCGCCUCCCCAGGGCUCCUGAAGCCAAAGAACGGAAGUGGUGAGCUGGGCUAUGGGGAAGUGAUGGGUCCCUUGGAGAAGCCUGGUGGACGGCACAAAUGCCGCUUUUGUGCCAAAGUAUUUGGCAGUGACAGCGCCCUGCAGAUCCACCUGCGCUCACACACAGGUGAGAGGCCCUAUAAGUGUAAUGUCUGUGGCAACCGCUUUACCACCCGGGGCAACCUCAAAGUGCAUUUUCACCGGCAUCGUGAGAAGUACCCGCACGUGCAGAUGAACCCUCACCCAGUGCCAGAGCACCUAGACUACGUCAUCACCAGCAGCGGCCUGCCCUACGGUAUGUCUGUGCCACCAGAGAAGGCUGAGGAGGAGGCAGCCCUGCCAGGUGGAGGUGUGGAACGCAAGCCUCUGGUGGCCUCUACCACAGCACUCAGUGCCACGGAGAGCCUGACGCUGCUCUCCACCGGAGCAGGCACAGCUGCGGCUCCUGCACUCCCCGCUUUCAAUAAGUUUGUGCUCAUGAAAGCGGUAGAGCCAAAGAGUAAAGCUGAUGAGAAUACUCCUCCAGGGACUGAGGCCUCCGCCAUUGCAGGGGUGACAGAAAGUGGCACAGCAACUCGCAUGCAGCUAAGUAAGUUGGUGACUUCACUUCCCAGCUGGGCACUGCUUACCAACCACUUUAAGUCCACGGGGAGCUUCCCCUUCCCCUAUGUGCUCGAGCCCUUGGGGGCCUCACCCUCUGAGACAUCGAAGCUGCAGCAACUGGUAGAAAAGAUUGACCGACAGGGAGCCGUAGCAGUGGCCUCCACCGCCUCAGGAGCCGCCACCACCUCUGCCCCUGCAGCUUCAUCUUCAGCUUCAUCCGGACCUAACCAGUGCGUCAUCUGCCUCCGGGUGCUGAGCUGUCCUCGAGCACUGCGCCUGCAUUAUGGUCAACAUGGAGGUGAGCGGCCCUUCAAAUGCAAAGUGUGUGGCAGAGCUUUUUCCACCCGGGGCAAUCUGCGUGCACAUUUCGUGGGCCACAAGGCCAGCCCAGCUGCUCGGGCCCAGAAUUCCUGCCCCAUCUGCCAGAAGAAGUUCACCAAUGCAGUUUCUCUGCAGCAGCAUGUUCGGAUGCACCUGGGGGGCCAAAUCCCCAAUGGUAGCAACCCGCUCCCUGAAGGUGGGGGAGCUGCCCAAGAGAAUGGCUCUGAGCAAUCUACAGUCUCUGGGGCAGGGAGCUUCCCCCAGCAACCAUCUCAGCAACCAUCCCCAGAAGAGGAGUUGUCUGAAGAGGAGGAAGAGGACGAGGAAGAGGAGGAAGAUGUGACUGAUGAAGAUUCUCUGGCAGGAAGAGGCUCAGAGAGUGGAGGUGAGAAAGCGAUAUCAGUGCGAGGUGAUUCUGAAGAGGCAUCUGGAGCAGAGGAGGAAGUGGGCAUGGUGGUGGCAGCAGCCACAGCUGGGAAGGAGAUGGACAGCAGUGAGAAAGCAAUUCAACCUCCUUCGCUGCCACCGCCACCACCAUCAGACAGCCUGGAUCAAACACAGCCGAGGGAGCAGGGAGGCAGUGAGGUUGCAGAAGUCACCGAAGAGGGGGGCAAACCAGAGAGGAGCUCAAGCCCGAAGGCAGCACUCGCUCUCGAAGGGGAAGGCAGUAGCACCACCUUGGUGGAGGAGCUGAGCAUGCAGGAAGUGAUGAGAAAGGAGCCAGGAGAGAGCAGCAGCAGAAAGGCCUGUGAGGUGUGUGGCCAGACCUUUCCCACCCAGGCAGCCCUGGAGGAGCAUCAGAAGACCCACCCCAAGGAGGGGCCACUCCUCACUUGUAUUUUCUGCAGACAGGGCUUUCUCGAGCGGGCUACCCUCAAGAAGCAUAUGCUGCUGGCUCACCACCAGGUACAGCCCUUUGCCCCUCAUGGCCCUCAGAAUAUUGCUGCUCUUUCCUUGGUCCCAGGCUGUUCUCCCUCCAUCACUUCCCCAGGGCUCUCCCCCUUUCCCAGAAAAGAUGACCCUACGAUCCCAUGAGCCUUUUUUUUUUUUUUUUUGUACCUGCUACCCUUUGACCUAGUUUGCAGAAACUGAGAGCUCUGUAGAAGGACCUCUAAGAUUUAAGAGGCUUCAUUUGUCUUUUUCUCUAAUUUCUUACAUAGUAUGUCCCAAGUGGUUUUUCUCUAGUCCCCCAGCUUGGAAAUCAUGCUCACAGGAGGAUGACCCCCCCUGAGGAAUUUUUCUUCUCCAUUCAUUGUACCUGAGGGAAAUAGAUUCUCUACAGCUUUCACAUUCCCAAGGGAAACCCUUCCCAGCUUCCCUGGGGUGACCCUUCUCCCCUCCCCUCUCUUCCACUCCCUUUCCCUUUGGCAGGUGCACCUGAGCACCCACAUUUGGAAUUGCAGCCCAGCCCAAAGGGACCAGCAGCUGUCCCUGAAGGGCUCAGUGCCACUCCUCUCUGGUGACCAGGUCAACCUGCAGGGCUUCUUCU